UUGUCAUUAAACUGAACCUACGUUAUAAAGCUGGCCCGAGAUCAGCGGCGUCUAGCGGCGAACCUCGAAACUUCAAACCAAUGACGAAGACUCGUUUGCUGAAACCACGUGACUUGGUCAGUUCGAUUCGUGAUCUGAACCAUUGAUUCAAAGCAAAAGAUUCAUAACCGUUUCGAAGCUUCAUGGAGAUCAUAAAUAGGCUACAUAAACGCUAGGCUUGUUUUAAACCAAAUACAUUAAUGUGUGGUUAUAUAAUGUCUGUUACAAAACUGACAGAAACAAACGCGACUGAUUGAGGGAUUUAUGGAAUAAACGGGGUCCAACAUUUCCUGGUGAUAAAGAUGGAGAAUCGUGAAAACAGUCAGACAACAGAAACACCAGAUGUGAAGACGAAAACCUGCCAGUCCUCACCUGUGCGAGAGCAGAAGAAUAAAACAGAUGUUAACCCAGCUAUGAUGACUUCCACUGCUGAGAAACCCGGAAAUGUGAAAAAGGUUCAUAAAUGGUAUCUUUGUUGGAUAACAGAUCAGAUUGAACUGAAAGAAGAUUUUAUCACUUGCCAUGAAUGUGGGAUGGAUUUCUUUGAGCAAGCAAGUCUUGAGCAUCAUAUGAGAAUUCACACAGAAGAGAAACUGUUCAUCUGCCCUCAGUGUGGAAAGAGUUUCACAGUGCAACACAGGCUUGAGGCACAUUUAAGAAUUCACACUGGAGAGAAACCAUUCAGUUGCUCAGAGUGUGGAAAGUGUUUCACGCAACAAGGUCAGAUUAAAAGUCAUAUGAGAAGUCACACUGGAGAGAAACCUUUCACUUGCCCUCAAUGUCAAACUAGUUUCACAUCGAAACAAAGCCUUAAAAGUCACAUUAGAAUUCACACUGGAGAGAAACCUUUCACUUGUUCUGAGUGUGGAAAGAGCUUCAUAACACAAGGAUACCUUAAACGUCACAAAAAAACUCACACUGGUGAGAAGCCUUUCACCUGUCCUCAAUGUGGAAAGAGUUACAAAUUGCAAGAAAGCCUUGAGAGUCACUUGAGAGUACACACCGGAGAAAAGCCGUUCGUCUGCCCUCAGUGUGGAAAGGGUUUCACAGCAAAACAGUGUCUUAAAAGUCACUUAAGCAUUCACAUUGGAGAGAAACCUUUCACCUGCUCCAUCUGUGGGAUGAGCUUCACACAACAUCAAAGUCUUAAACAUCACAUGUGCACUCACACUGGAGAGAAGCCUUUCAUUUGCCCUGAAUGUGGAAAAAGUUUCACAAUAAAACAACGCCUUGAUAUUCACAUGAGAAUUCACUCGGGAGAGAGACCCUUUUCCUGCUCUCAGUGUAGAAAGAGUUUUACAGUAAAACUUAACCUUGCGAGACAUAUGAGAGUUCACACUGGAGUGAAGCCUUUUUUCUGCACUCAGUGUGGAAAGAGAUUCACAGUGAAACAAAGCCUUGAGAGUCACAUGACCAUUCACACUGGAAAAAAACCUUUCACCUGCUCCGAGUGUGGAAAGGGUUUCACGAGUAAACCUAAGCUUAGUUAUCACAUGAGAAAUCACUCAGGAGAGAGGCCUUUUAUAUGUUCUAAGUGUGCAAAAAGUUUCACAGUGAAACAAAACCUUGAUAUUCACAUGAGAAUUCACUCUGGAGAAAAACCUUUUUCCUGCUCUCAGUGUGGAAAAAGUUUCACAGUGAAACAAAACCUUGACAUUCACAUGAGAAGUCAUACUGAUGAGAAGCCUUUCACCUGCUCUCAAUGUGGAAAGAGUUACAAAGUGCAGCAAAGCCUUGAGAGUCACAUGAGAGUUCACACUGGAGAGAACCCUUUCACCUGCUCCGAGUGUGGAAAGAGUUUCACAGUGAAACAAAGCCUUAUGAAUCACAUAAGAAUUCACACUGGAGAGAAACCUUUCACUUGCUCCGAGUGUGGAAAGAGUUUCACAGUGAAACAAAGCCUUAUGAAUCACAUGAGAAUUCACACUGGAGAGAGGCCUUUCACCUGCCCUCAGUGUCCGAAGAGCUUCACGCAACAUAAACAUCUUAAACGUCACUUAAAAACUCACACUGGAGAGAAGCUUAUUGAUAGAGUGGGGGAAAUCUCUGCUGUCACCUGUGUACAGCAUAUGGAGAGUGAUGAAAUAAGCGGCAUCGAACAUUUCCUGGUGAUAAAGAUGGAGCAGCAUGAAAACAAUCAGACCACAGAGACUCCAGAUGUGCAGACGAAAACCUGCCAGUCCUCACCUAUGCAAGACUGCAAGAACAAAAGGCAGUAUCUCAAGGAACUGAAAGAAGAUUCUGUCACAUGCCAUCAGUAUGAGAUGCAUUUCAUUCAACAAGCAAACCUUAAGCAGCACAUGAGCAUUCACACUGGAGAGAAGCCGUUCAUCUGCCCUCAGUGUGGAAAAACUUUCAUAUUUAAACAAAGCCUUGAGAGACACAUCAGAAUUCAUACUGGAGAGAAACCUUUUUCCUGCUCUGAAUGUGGGAUGAGUUUCAUAGAGAAACAAAAGCUUAAUAUUCACAUGAGAAAUCACACCGGAGAACAACCUUUCACCUGCCCUCAGUGUGGAAAGAGCUUCACAUUUAAACAAAGCCUUGAAAGACACAUGAAAAUUCACACCGGAGAGAAGCCUUUUAACUGCUCAGAGUGUGGGAUGAGUUUCAUAGAGAAACAAAAGCUUAAAAUUCACAUGAGGAUUCACACUGGAGAGAAACCUUUCAGCUGCCCUCAGUGUGGAAAGAGUUUUAGAGUAAACAGGAGCCUUAAGAGACACAUGAGCAUUCACACUGGAGAGAAACCUUUCGGAUGUACCCAGUGUGCAAAGCGUUACACAGUGAAACAACACCUUGAGAAUCACAUGAGAAUUCACACUGGAGAGAAACCUUACACUUGCUCGGAGUGUGGAAACAGUUUCAUGGAGCAACGACAACUUAUAAUCCACAUGAGGAUUCAUACUGGGGAGAAGCCUUUCACUUGUCCUCAAUGUGGAAAGAGUUUCACACAACAAGGACAGUUGAAAUGUCACAUGAGAAUUCACACUGGAGAGAAACCUUUUACUUGCAAUCAAUGUGGAAAGUGUUUCACAGUGAAAAGUACACUUGACAGUCACAUGAGAAUUCACACUGGAGAGAAGCCUUUCAGCUGCUUUCAGUGUGGAAAGAGUUUCAUUCAACAAGGGCAACUUCAAAUUCACAUGAGCGUUCAUACUGGAGACAAGCCUUUCAUCUGCCCGUAUUGUAUGAAGAGUUUCCCACUGAAGCAUGGCCUUGAGAGACACAUGAGAAUUCACACUGGAGAAAAGCCUUUCAGCUGCUCCGAGUGUGGGAUAAGCUUCAUAGAGAAACAAAAGCUCAAUAUUCAUAUGAGAAUUCACACUGGAGAGAAACCAUUCAGCUGUUCUGAGUGUGGAAAGAGUUUUACAGUGAACAGAAGCCUUAAGAGACACGUGAGAAUUCACACUGCAGAGAGACCAUUCACCUGCACCCAGUGUGGAAAGAGUUUUAUGGAACAAGGACACCUGGAAAGUCACAUGGGAAUUCACACUGGAGAAAAGGCUUUCACCUGCUCUGAGUGUGGAAAGAGUUUCACAGUGAACAGAAACCUUAGGAGACACAUGAGCAUUCACACGGAAGAGAAGCCUUUCACUUGCCCUCAGUGUGGAAAGAGCUUCACAGAACACGGACAACUUAAAAGUCACAUAACCAUUCACACUGGAGAGAAAUCUUUCACCUGCUCCGAAUGUGGAAAGAGUUUCACAGUGAAACAAGGCCUUAAGAGACACCUAAGAAUUCACAUUGGAGAGAAGAAUUUCACCUGCUCUGAGUGUGGAAAGAGGUUCAUGCAGCAAGGACACCUUCAAAACCACAUGCGAAUUCACACUGGAGAGAAGCCUUUCAUCUGCUCUGUGUGUGGAAAGUGUUUCACAAUGAACAUUACCCUCGAGAGGCACAUGAAAAUUCACACUGGAGAGAAGCCUUUCACCUGCUCUUAUUGUAUGAUGAGUUUCACAGUGAAACAAGGCCUUGAGAGACACCUAAGAAUUCACACUGGAGAGAAACCAUUCUCCUGCUCUGAGUGUGGAAAGAGCUUCAUGCAACAAGGACACCUUCAAAUUCACAAAAGAUUUCACACCGGAGAGAAGCCUUUUAUCUGCUCUGAAUGUGGAAAGAGUUUCACAGUGAAACAAAGCCUUAAAAGUCACAUGAGAAUUCACACUGGAGAGAAACCUUCCAACAGAUUGGAGGAAUCUCCUCUACCGCCACCUGUGUGCAUCAUCCAUCCAGAUAAUGUAAAGCCAGUCAUAGCGUACCAGGACACCCACCAACUAUUGGAGGAGAGUGAUUAGACAAUCUAUUUGAAUUAUUAGGAGGCCAGGACUGAUAAGAGACCAAUGGAUGUCAACAAAAACACAUUGUAAAUAGAAGCAUUUGAUACAAUGAGAGUAGACCUAAAUUAGGUGCUGUAACUAAAGCCAUCACUGCAAUCGAGUAAUUUCAGAUUUUUCCCCCUCUGUAUUUUUUUUUUUUUUUUGUAUGUUUAAUUUAUCUUCAUAUAUUUUUUACCUCAUAUAUAGCUUUCAUUUGAAUUAAUACCUUCUGUUUUUUCUGAUGCUGUAUAUAACCGUAUAGAUGUAUUUAAGAUUCAGCGAUCUGUGCAUACAGUCUAUGGUUUC
This is a messenger RNA of Cyprinus carpio (common carp), 4658 nucleotides long. RefSeq names its product zinc finger protein 850-like. The transcript is spliced from 5 exons. Gene Ontology annotation, biological process: regulation of transcription by RNA polymerase II. Gene Ontology annotation, molecular function: RNA polymerase II cis-regulatory region sequence-specific DNA binding; DNA-binding transcription factor activity. NCBI's taxonomy places the organism in Eukaryota, Metazoa, Chordata, Actinopteri, Cypriniformes, Cyprinidae. The record is from RefSeq and is a predicted model, not a curated record. Bases 342 to 4331 code for a protein of 1329 amino acids.